UUGGGCUAUGGUUAGACAUCUUUAGACUUUCACUGGCAGCCCAAAUUUAGCCUUGUUUUAGCCAAAAUUGGUUGCUUGGUUUGCUCUUGCACAACAUGCACAAAUCUACAUCUGUGCACCAUGCACCUUUUAGGACAACAGGAAAUAUUGUAUAUGAAAAGAGUAACACGCUGUCUGCCAAAAAUGCAGAGAACAUUUUACUGGUAAGCAUCAAGAUGAGUUUCUAAGAUUUUUAACUGUUUUUAAAGGAAGGAAGAUAGGCUAUACAGUAUUAAACAACAAAUGUCUUACCAACAAUUAACCCUGUAAUCAUUUGAACCAUAACUUUUGUUUCUUAAGCAAGCUCAAAUUUUGCUAAAAAUCCCCUUUUUUUCACUUAUUUCAGCUACUGAGCAUAUGCUUAGAUUCUCAAGCCCCUCCCACAGAGAAUCAUCAGUUGUUUUCGAUUGAUGAUUGGGUUCUGGAAGGUGGGACUAAAUGUUCUCUCACUUGGCUGGCUUUCAAUUUGCUUGUGCAGGAUCUGGUCAGACGAAGUGAAAAUAAAAAAGAAGUAAGUAAAUGAUAAACAACAUAAUUUUGACCUGAAGCUAUGGAUUUGUUACUUCAUUUACUUUUCCAAGGUGUUCUGCUGUAUGAGACUCUGGCAUGGGAAGUGAGAAUGCCAAAGGAAAUUCAUGGCCUCAGUGGAUCCUGUCUGGUUAUACCGUGCUCUUACUCUUACACUUCAUACCCACCAACUUACACACGUAGAGUUGUGUGGUAUCAGUGGGUGUCGAGUGGCUACCCUAUAGUCUGUGAUCCCUUGUAUCCAGACUAUGUCAUUGACGAGUUCAAAGGAAAAACUUAUAUAUAUAGGCCUACAAACUCAGAUUGGGAUUGUAGUCUGCUGAUCAAAAGCGUGGAUCCGUCUCACAAUGAAGAAAAAUUAUAUGCAUGGAUUGACCCAGAAAAUAUUGGAUGGCGCACCUAUGAGUUUUAUGACGUGACCUCCACGAUUUUUGUUGACACAGAUCCAAGGCAGCCCACUAUCAAUAUUUAUGGAGGUGCAACAACUGGUGACAGCAUUACAGUUGCAUGUUUUACCUACCACACCUGUCCAUACAGCAAACCAAACAUCAUUCUGAAGGGUAUUGAAGGAUCUGAUAAAAUAGAUGAUUUCCAUAUUGAAAACGGUCUGUGGAAAAUCGCAUUGACACGCACCGGUGUUGUGAAGGAUGAGCAGUCAGAUAUUGAGUGUACUGUAACACAUCAUGGAGGCAUAACAACAAGAGCUACAAAAACCAUGAACAUUAAAGCUACAAAAAGCACAACUGCAGUCUCCAUUUCCCAAAAUGGAACUGAUGUGAUGACCUUUGACACGAAGACAAAUAUGGCUUACAUUCUAUCGCCUAUAUUUGUCUUGCUUGUCAUUUGCAUACUUGCUGGAGUCAUCAUAUACAAGAAGUGUAACAGGUCUUCACCUAAUGAUACGCAAGAAUCACAGACUAAACAAAGGUCAAAGGAUGCACAUGCAGUAUCAGAAAACAAUCCCUCCUCUAACACUUAUAUGCCAUCACCAAAAAGUGAGCAAAAAUACUACACUAAUGAGAAUGAGGAGUUUUACAGCAACGUUGAAGAUCUCAACAAUUAUGAAAAUGCAUAAUGAAUAUAUCUCCAAAAUUUACUCAAUACAGUGUUUUUAUACAGAUAAAGCCAACAGUUGUCAACAUUUAACCAUUGUUAUGGGUACUUUUUAUGUUAAAUGCAUUAUUAAUUUGGUUUGGUAUCUGUAUCUCUGUUUGGCUUCAAUGGGCAAGUUCGCUAAGCAAACAGUUUUUUUAUGUAUAGAAAUAUCAACGUAAACAUAAAAUAUUGUAAUUCUGUUUUAACUGAGAAUUACAUUUAAAUAACCAUACACUUAAAGGUAUAGCGGAAGAUUUUCUUUUUCCAGGUGGAUCACCAAGACUAUUGGUCAUCCCAGUUGUCAAUCAUUCUGGUGAUAUGUUGACGUAAGGCCGUCGUACGUGCUUGUCCCUAGGUUCGCUUUCUGCACAUGUGCACUUUCAGGUGUAUAUGUGUGGUGGGCUACGGUUUCAGCCAUUCAUUGAAGCUCGCAUUCUCAUCGUGUUUUUUCAAAAUGUCUUAGGGUUGCAAGAGAAAAGGUGUCUUAAGAAUUGUAUGACAAGAAGAGAAAUGCAUAUGAAGAAAGAAACAAGACCAGAGUAUUUUUUGGAGAAUAUUUUACACAGGUUGGGCUUCCCACUGAGGCCUAAGUUGCGAAGUUUCUACUCGACAGGUAAGUUUGGCAUGCUAUUUGGAGGAAUCCAUUUAAAAUCACUGCUAGUAAAAGUUGAUGUAAGCUAUGAUUAGCGAUGCUAGCCCUGGCACAAGUCACGAACCGCGCAGACACGGUAAACAUCUCAAUGUAUGAGCCAUUCCGACAGCAACUUGUACAGUAAACAGAGCGAAGAGAAGAGGCUUGUGCAUGCUCUCUCUCAUGCAUGCGUUUAAUAGGCAUUCCCUCUCUGGAGCAGGUAGAGUGUUGCGCACGUGUAUUUUUUUUAAAUAAAGUGGAGGGGCGGUUCUUUUUAAAAAAUUCAGGAAAAUAUUCCGCUAUACUUUUAAAAAUUAAAAAUGUUAAACACAUUAAGGUUCUACCCAAUGUCAUAGAAGUACCAUAUGUAAACCUUUCUGUUACUUUGAAAUGGACAAAGAUAUUUAAACUGUUAAAAAAGGUUUAAAUGUUUAUUUUAAAGGUUUUUCGGAGGAUUUUCUUUUUCUGGGUGGAUCAUCAAGACUAUUGGUCCUCCUAGUUGUCAAUCAGGAGUGUUGCGCUAUUGCAUUUUUUUAAAAAAGCGGAGAAGGCGGUUAUUUUCUAAAAUUCAAGAAAUCCUCCGCUACACCUUUAAGAACUUUACUUUACAUAAUGUAAUAGUAUGACAAAUAUGUAAAUAUUGUGCUUUUGGUGGCUUCAUUAAUUGGAAAUUAAAUAACAAUAUUGAAACAAUAAUGAGACAUAUUUUAUUAUUUAUAUAAAUCAUAAUGUCAAUAAACAAUAAACUGAAAUUACAGAUGUUUUAGUUGGGUUUUUUUGUCAGUGGGGAUAAUUUCUGCGGGGAUAAUUUUAGUAGCUUUUACCUUUCAGUGCUC
Molecule: messenger RNA, 3129 nt
Organism: Paramisgurnus dabryanus
Lineage: Eukaryota; Metazoa; Chordata; Actinopteri; Cypriniformes; Cobitidae
Source: RefSeq, a predicted model, not a curated record